Molecule: messenger RNA, 1035 nt
Organism: Nerophis lumbriciformis (worm pipefish)
Lineage: Eukaryota; Metazoa; Chordata; Actinopteri; Syngnathiformes; Syngnathidae
Product: eukaryotic translation initiation factor 4E-binding protein 1-like
Biological process (GO): negative regulation of translational initiation
Cellular component (GO): cytoplasm
Molecular function (GO): eukaryotic initiation factor 4E binding
Source: RefSeq, a predicted model, not a curated record
CCCUGUCUGCUUGUGGCUUGUUUGUGUGCGUGGAAGUGGAGGGACGUGUGUUCAGGUCCUUGGAAGAAAGAACCUGAACACCUGUGAGUGGAUCUGUUGUAAUGUCAUCUUUUUACAUACUUAUUCCAACUAUUUGCACUUAAGGAAUUUGUUUGUAUUUAUGCAGAAAUAGUUAUAUUUGCAGCAUCGCGACCAGGUGUGGUGGCGUAAGCUUUGUUCUUGAGCAAUAACCUGUUUGUUUAGUUAACUACAGUUAGUUAAAAGCUGCUAUUUGGAGAAAAUGUCUACUGGCUGCCAGGCUAGCGGGGCUACCGCCAUUCCUUCGACGAGGAGGGUGACCAUCCACGAUGCCGAGCACAUGCCCCUCGACUACUCCACGACUCCCGGAGGGACCCUCUUCAGCACCACCCCCGGUGGUACCAGGAUUGUCUACGACCGAAAAUUCCUGCUGGGCUGUCGUAGCUCUCCAGCGGCCAAGACUCCUCCACGGGGCCUUCCAGACAUUCCUGGUGUGACGAGUCCUCCCUCCACAGAAACCAAUGACAAGAAGGCUAGUGAUGGAGAGCUAGUGAACAACAAUACGGGUGCAGUUGCAAGCAACAUCACUGGUGAUGAUGCACAGUUUGAAAUGGACAUCUGAGCGCUGCUGAAGCAGAGCCAACUUGCCAACACGAUGCUGUGAAGAAAGGCUCAGGGGCGCCAUCUUGUCCAGUCAGCGGUUACAUCAAGGCACUUUACAAUCUAUUUAGGCCCCUGCCUUGUUUUUUUGGCCCAUAAAAAAACAUCUUGUGUGAUAAGUGUGCCUUUAUACGAUGGCGUCAAGUUGAAAACGGAUACUUUUUAUGAUCAUUAUUAAUAAUUAUGACCUAUUCUGAGAUCUGAAUUCUAGCCAGCAUUCCAGAAGAAUUAUUCCCACCAUGUGCAUUUUCAGACGCUGCCUUGAAAAAGUCCAAGAUACUGUAAUCGUUGUGACUUGUGUGCUUUGAGUCACAGUUUGCAGUGUGACACAAUUAAAGAAAAUGCAAUGAAAUCAAA